This is a messenger RNA of Humulus lupulus (European hop), 1728 nucleotides long. RefSeq names its product protein NRT1/ PTR FAMILY 8.1-like. The transcript is spliced from 4 exons. Gene Ontology annotation, cellular component: membrane. NCBI's taxonomy places the organism in Eukaryota, Viridiplantae, Streptophyta, Magnoliopsida, Rosales, Cannabaceae. Gene Ontology annotation, molecular function: transmembrane transporter activity. The coding region runs from base 1 to 1707 and encodes 568 amino acids. The record is from RefSeq and is a predicted model, not a curated record. Gene Ontology annotation, biological process: transmembrane transport; oligopeptide transport.
AUGACCAACGUCAGGGCAGAUGAUAGCGGAGAUAUCUCCAAUAAUCCACCCAACAAGAACAACUCCGGAAAAUGGAGAGCCUCCAUUUUUAUUUUCGUAUAUCAAUUUUUGGAGAAGUUGGCAUUCUACGGUGUCAGCACUAACCUUGUUCAGUUCUUCAACAAAACCCUAAACCAAACAUCUGCCAAUGCCGCCAACAGUGUGACAAAUUGGUAUGGUACAUGUUUUCUCACACCACUAAUAGGAGCAUUUUUGGCUGAUGCUUAUUGGGGCCAAUACUGGACCAUUAUCAUCUUCACCGCCAUUUAUGUCAUGGGCAUAACAAUAUUGUUGAUGUGUGUUGUCUUUCCGGCACUAAAACCAUCAUGUGACUCGACCACACGUCAAUGCCACCCAACUGAAUUACAGACUGUUGUGGCAAAUAUUUCUUUGUACUUGGUGGCUCUAGGUUCUGGGGCAACUAGGCCAUGUGUCUCUUCAUUUGGGGGCGACCAGUUCGAUGACAAGAAACAACGUAGCUCUUUCUUCAAUUGGUCAUUUAUGAUACAAAAUGUAGGAAUGAUGAUUAGCACAUCUAUGGUGGUAUGGCUUGAGACCAACGUCAGCUGGGCAUGGGGCUUCGGUGUUUCGGCCGCUGCUAUGGCUAUAGCACUAGGGUUUUUUUCAUUCGGAACUCGACUAUAUCGACUACAACAACCCGAAGGGAGUCCCCUGACAAAAAUGUGUCAGGUUAUAAUUGCAUCGAUUCGGAAAUAUGAUGUUGUACUUCCUUGUGACCAAUCAAAUCUCUACGAGCUUAGCCACAUUGAAGAAGAAGGUGAAAACGAUAUUGUUCAAGCAACAAAAAAGCUUAAACACACAGACCAAUUAAGGUUCUUUGACAAAUCGGCCGUUGAGACUCAAAUUGACAAAACAUCCAAGGGUUUAGCAAACCCUUGGAGGCUUUGCACGGUCACUCAAGUGGAGGAGUUUAAGUGCAUUAUUCGACUUCUUCCUGUAUGGGCUUCUGGAUUAAUGUUUGCUACCGUCUUAAGCCAAAUAUAUGCAAUAUUUAUUCUACAGGGUAACAAGAUGGACCCUCAUUUGACGAUCUUCAACCGAAACUUGAAGGUACCAUCGGCGUCACUAUUGGUCUUCAAUGCUCUAGGAGUCAUUGUGGCAGCUCCAAUAUACGAUUGGGUUAUUGUCCCUACCGCAAAAAAACUUACUAGACACGAACAAGGAUUCACCCAGCUACAACGAGUAGGAAUAGGGCUCGCCAUCUCUGCCAUUGCAAUAGUCAUUGCUGGAAUCUUGGAGCAUCUUCGGCUAAACAUUGUGAGGAAGCAUAACUACUACGAUGUUGAAUUUGCACCCGUGUCGAUUUUCUGGCAAGUCCCUCAGUACUUCUUGGUCGGGUUCGCUGAGAUUUUUACCUUGGUGGGACAAAUCGAGUUUUUUUACGACCAAGCACCAUAUUCUUUGAGGAACUUGUGUUCAGCAUUGUCACUCACGACUUUAGCCUUGGGAAAUUUUUUAAGUAGUUUUGUUGUCAUUUUUGUGACCAAAGUGACAACUCAAAAUAGGAGCUUGGGUUGGAUUCCUGAUAAUAUUAAUAGGGGACAUCUCGAUUACUACUAUAGUCUACUGACUCUCCUCGCCAUGGUUAAUUGUAUUGUGUUUGUCUGGGUCGCUAGCUACUAUAGGUACAAGGGAGGGUAUUACUGAUAUAGUAAUACUUUUAGUUUU